This is a messenger RNA of Fusarium odoratissimum NRRL 54006, 3128 nucleotides long. RefSeq lists its product as uncharacterized. The record is from RefSeq and is a predicted model, not a curated record. Gene Ontology annotation, cellular component: cortical actin cytoskeleton; Z disc; cell junction. Bases 1 to 2676 code for a protein of 891 amino acids. The transcript is spliced from 4 exons. Gene Ontology annotation, biological process: actin cytoskeleton organization; muscle cell development. Gene Ontology annotation, molecular function: actin filament binding; calcium ion binding. NCBI's taxonomy places the organism in Eukaryota, Fungi, Ascomycota, Sordariomycetes, Hypocreales, Nectriaceae.
AUGGACGCUACGAAGGAUUCCGCCCAAGCCUUUCAGGGGAUGCUUCCACUGCAACCCGGCAACGUGGAGGGCAACGAGAAGUUCCCCAAUUUUUGUUUACACGCGGAUGCCCAAUCUAGCGACGACUGCGACUGCAACCAGCAGCAUCGCUACCAAGAGAACAAAGAAGGCUACUACGUCUACCAGACAGAUCUCAGCAUCAACAACAAUUCUAAUCAGCAUCAUCAACAUUUCCACAAUUCUCCAUCUGCUUCAAUAUCGGCAUCAUCUCGCUUAUCGUACAUCUCCACCGUCUCGGCCUCGGCUUCAUCUUCAUCCUCAAGGAUAUCUACCGCUUCAUUCGAGUCACUUCCUAUUACCCCAAUUUCCGUAUUCGAGGCCUCCCCACACACUCCUCGCUCUUUGUCCAACAGGCUCUCCUCGCCCGUAACUGGAUUCAUCGCCCGUCGUCGAGCAUUCACACAGGAUUCUUGUUCGCUCUCAUACUCUCCACCAUCUUCACCGACCCCGCGCACAAGGCGGGACAAGUCACAACUGCAUGCGGCUCGAGUGCAACGGUCAGGCAGCAGAACUACAAAUACAACAUUUCUUCUAGGUCUUCAGAUAGGGAAACAGUCAACCAAUUCGCGAAGGUUCCCGCCCAGCGCAUCUACUCCUGCAGACGCUCUUGCUGCUGUUGAGCCUCCACAUGACCAGAAGUUGACGAGAAUGGCUUUUGCAGAGCAGCAAAGAUGGGUCACGGUCCAACAAAAGACCUUCACAAAAUGGCUCAACACGAAGAUCGAGGCUCGAAACCUUGAGGUUAAAGACCUCGUGAAAGAUCUUAGCGAUGGUGUCAUGCUGAUUCAUCUCCUCGAAUGUCUUUCACACGAGUCGCUCGGUCGUUAUGCCUCGAAACCCAAGCUUCGAGUACAAAAAUUUGAGAAUGCGAACCUGGCACUUGACUUCGUCAAGUCCAGGGGUAUUCAAAUGACCAACAUCGGUGCUGAGGAUGUGGUUGAUGGUAACCAAAAGAUUGUUCUUGGUCUCAUCUGGACCUUGAUUCUUCGAUUUACCAUCAGUGACAUUAACGAGGAGGGCAUGUCAGCAAAGGAGGGUCUCCUGCUGUGGUGUCAACGGAAGACGGCGUGUUACGACGAGGUCGAGGUGCGAGACUUUAGCGCCAGCUGGAACGAUGGUUUGGCGUUCUGUGCUCUAUUGGAUAUCCACCGACCCGACCUUAUCGACUAUGACGCCCUGGACAAGAAGGAUCAUCGAGGCAACAUGCAACUAGCAUUCGAUAUCGCACAUAAGGAGAUUGGCAUCCCUAAGCUGCUUGAUGUGGAAGAUGUGUGCGACGUGGCCAAGCCCGAUGAACGAUCUCUGAUGACUUAUAUUGCAUAUUGGUUCCAUGCAUUCUCGCAAAUGGAAAAGGUCGAGAACGCUGGACGUCGCGUUGAAAAGUUUGUCAACAACAUGCAAGGGGCAUGGGAGAUGCAAAGUGCCUACGAAAGGCGGAUGCGGGCGCUCUUACAAGCCAUUCAAGAGCAGAUCGAGGUGUGGAAGCAGGCUACGUUUGAAGGAACAUACGCCGAUGCCAAAGCUCAAUCAAACCAGUUCUUUGAGUACAAAAAGGGUAAAAAAAGACAAUGGGUCGCCGAGAAGAGUGACCUGGCAACGUUGCUCGGAAACAUCAAGACCAAAUUGGGGACUUAUCGCCUACGUCCAUACGAUCCACCAGCGGAGUUGAGCCUGGAUGCUCUCGAGAGGAAGUGGGCAGAGUUAGCAUCAAAUGAGAUGACACGUGCCCAGCUAAUAAACGAGACAAUCCGAGACAUCAAAAACGCCCUCCGCAAAUCUUUUGCUGACAAGGCAAAUGAUUUUGCAAUGGCUCUCAAUACCAUGCAGUUGGCCAUCUCUGGCCUUGACGGUGACGUGGAAGACCAACUGCACCAUGUAAGGAAGCUGAGUGAGAGCCUUUCUCCCUUAGACCAAUACUUGGACAAAAUUUCAGAGCUGGAUCAGAAGUGCCAAGAGGCCAAUAUUGAGGAGAACGACUUUACUACCUACACAUACGACGAACUGUCAUACGAGCUUGGUCUUGUUAAGACUUCGGUGCAGAAGAAACUUGCGUUUUUGGAGAACCAGAUGGUAGCGCGAAGCAUGACAAACCUGACCCCUAUCCAGCUGGAAGAGUUUGAGAGUGUUUUCCGUCACUUCGAUCGUGACGACACAAACUCUUUACAGGAACUUGAAUUCAGUGCGGCGCUUGCGUCACUGGGGCUUGUGUUCUCAGAGGACGAAAUGCACGACUACUUCCUCGAAACAUCUGGUGGGCGCGACUAUGUAACGUUUGAACAGUUUAUCCGGUUCAUGGUGGAUGUGACAGAAGAUCAGAACACGGCAGAACAAGUCUUCCAGUCGUUCCGCGAGGUGGCAGACGGAAAGCCAUACGUGACAGAGAUGGAUUUACGACACAGCUUGGUGCCCGACGAAGUGAUUGAUCAACUUAUCGAGAUCAUGCCGCCUCACAGUGGGCCAGACAUGUCGGAGGACAGAGGAAUGCCACAGUACGACUACAUCUCCUUCAUGGAGAAGUUGAUCAACGAUCAAAAUAACCAGCAAGAGAACCCAGAAGCUACACAACAGAAUAGGAGCGACGCUGAGCCACAAAGCCCUCACACAAACGGGGUCUAGGAGAAACAGGGUGAAGACCCAUGGCUAGAGAUGCACGCAUCAGUUCAAAUGGAACUGAGUAUGAAACUUGGCAUCACGAGUCCGAAAAGGAGGGAGGGGUAAAAUAUGGAGAGAGAACGCUGGCGAGAUACAGUAUACUUACAUGUCCCUUUUUAAUGAUGCAUCGCCUAGUGGCGUUUUACCUUGUGCUGGCGAAGACGGGGGGUGCAUUUCACUUACGGUAAAUAAAUAUCCCAUUGACUUAUACCAGAGAGGGGUUGACUAUUUGGUGGGAGCGAAUGGAUGGCCGAUCAGGAUAACCACACAUUAGGCGUCCAACCCAGCUUUCUUGGGGGCAUCGCCGUAGGAAUGUGUCUCUUUUUUAUUUUCUCCUUUUUAGUUAAUACCACCAAGAAUCAAAGACUUGAUAGACCGAAGAUUCUGUUUAUUUGUUCGAUCUGCUGUACACUCAC